Molecule: messenger RNA, 2062 nt
Organism: Olea europaea var. sylvestris
Lineage: Eukaryota; Viridiplantae; Streptophyta; Magnoliopsida; Lamiales; Oleaceae
Exons: 16
Coding region: 78-1748 (556 amino acids)
Source: RefSeq, a predicted model, not a curated record
GGGCUAUUUCGUUCCCCAUUCUCUUCUCCUCCAUCCCCCAUCCAAUAGGUUGCACUCUCAUAUGAUACACGACUCGAAUGUUGAAGUUUGUCGCAAAGGCAAGAGGAGGAGGAGGAGGAGUUGCAGCCAGGACCUCGCUGUACCUGAUCGCCUCCACCGGUUUCGCCUCGCUCACUUACCAAACUCUCAACACUGAAAACUCCCACUAUAUUCACACACCAAAUUUCCCGUUCAAUUUCUUAAACGGCGUCGUUCGGUCUUCUCGCGCCCUCUUCACUAUUACUUCGUGUGUUGUUGAUUACAAGUAUUCGUUACACGGGCUAUCGGUGGAUUCCAAUGAAUAUGGGCUUGUAUUGUCCGAGAUCCAUCUACGCUCAGCAAAGAGGAUAUUAAAAUUGUGCCAUGCCAACAAAGGUUUCUAUGUCAAAGCUGGACAGUUUGCUGCAGCCAUGCGGCAAGUUCCGAAAGAGUACUCGUCUACCAUGUCAUCUUUACAGGAUCAGGCAGUUCCUUGUGAUUUCAAAGCCAUCAAGGAUGUUAUAUUCAGAAGUUUGGGGAAGGAUUUAUUAGAGAUAUUCAUCUCAUUUGAUGAGCAACCAGUUGCUGCUGCUUCCAUUGCUCAAGUACACCAUGCUUUACUGAAAGACAAUCAGGAAGUGGCAGUCAAGGUGCAAUAUCCAGGAUUAGGAUAUCAGAUGAAAUUUGACAUUGCAACCAUGGAUUUCCUCUCUAAAUCAGUUUCAUGGUUUUUUCCUGAAUAUAGGUUCGAUUGGAUGGUGUCAGAAUUUGCAAAAUCUAUAGCUUCUGAACUUGAUUUCGUUCAAGAAGCUAAAAACUCAGAAAGAACUGCCAAAAAUUUCGAGAACCACCGUGUGCUCAGGAUCCCACGCAUUUUCUGGGAUUUCACAAGCAGCCAGGUUUUGACUAUGCAAUUUUGUAAAGGACAGAAGGUUGAUGACUUGGAUUAUCUAAGGCGAAUGGGAAUUAGUCCACUUAAGGUGGCAAAAGCCCUAGUGGAAGUCUUUGCUGAGAUGAUAUUUGUCUAUGGUUUCCUGCACGGGGAUCCACAUCCUGGUAAUAUAUUAAUUUCUCCAGAGGGGCCAGGUGGCUUUUCUUUAGUUCUUCUAGAUCAUGGGAUCUAUAAACAACUGGAUGAAGGUUUCAGACAGUCCCAUUGUCAACUCUGGAAGGCUAUGGUUCUAAUGGAUUCAAAGAAAAUACAGGAGCUGGGUGAAAACUUUGGUGUUGGGAAGUACUCUAGAUACUUCCCUGUCAUAUUCACAGGAAGAACAGUUAACAGUAAAUCUGCACUUGGGAGAGGAAUGUCACCUGAAGAGAAAAAAUAUCUCAAGCAGGAAUUGAAGUCUCUAAAGAUGGAGGACUUAUCUUCGUUUAUGGAAUCAUUGCCGCCUGACUUUCUUACAGUAUUACGAACUGACGGACUGCUAAGGUCUUUGAUCAGCAAGUUGGAAGCUCCUCAACGAGUACGGCUAAUGGCUUAUGCUAAAUGUGCAUUACGUGGCCUCUAUCAACGGGCAAGUUCUGAAUCAGAUUCUGUUGUAAUUGUUGCGCUCUCCAGAUUUGAGAUGGGCAUCAAAUAUAUACAAUUUAGGCUACUGCUUGAAAUAAUGGACUUGGUUUCUUAUGUGGAGAGCAUGAGACGCUCGUUGUCUACAAGGUUGGGACAAUUAGCAUCAUCAGCUGGCAAUCUUAUUAGGAAUUUGUUCCCUCUUUUCACAUCACCUUAAUAGCCUGUUCAUUAGAGCAGUUAUGAAUUUGCUUCCCUAAUAAGAAUUUGGGAAAUUUUAUCCCUGAAGUGUAGAUCGUAAGUGUUUGGGGCCAAGAUAGUGAAAGGUAGCAAUUCAAUUCGAAAGAUUGGAGCAGUUUUGAGGGGUAACAUUCCUGAGUGCCCCGUGUGUUUAUUUAUGGAAAGUCUGAGGAUGCUCAAACAUAUGUAUUGCUGUAUGCCUGGGAAAACUGCAGGUUAUAAUACGAUAAACAUUGAUGAUGUAAAGAAGGCUAUUGAAUUGACUGAGCUAUCAAUAGACAUAUUUUCAGUUCU